GGAAGCUGCGAGGUCCGGAAUCCGGGGUGGAGGACAUGGGCUUCUCUAGGAGGGCGUGAAAAUUCCAUGCAUCCACAGGUGCCGCGAGAGGAGUCCUGAGAAAGUCCUUAGUCAACCGCGCUGUAGCUUGAGCCUCAGCCCGGCAGCCAUAGAACGCCCAGAUCUCACACUCCUCAGCCAGUCCUGCUUAACUGUGAAGCAGAGCAAAGAGCCCUGGAUGGUGAAGAGAGGAAACUGUAGCAAAGGAUCCAGAAGAGUUACCGUCUUUGUUCCUGAGACUGAAACUCAGAAAGGAGCAACAGGAAAAAUGGCUGCUUCUCUGAUAGAUGUGCCCCAGGAUCUACUGACAUUCAGAAAUGUGGCUGUGGACUUCUCCGAGGAGGAAUGGGAAUAUCUCAACUCCUCUCAAAGAGCUCUAUACAUGGAUGUAAUGUGGGAGAAUUACAGCAACCUAGUCUUUGUAGAAAACCAUUGCAUAUGUGGUAAAUAUGAAGAGGACAUGGAUCAAAGCUCAAACCAUAUUAUCUAUCAACAUGCAAAUAUUGAAGAGAAGUCUUACAAAUAUCAUGAACUUGACAAAAUGCUUUAUGAAUCCUCCCAAAGCAUACCUUAUAAUACAAGUGAUACUACAGAAAACUGCAAGAUGUAUGGGAGUGAUAACCAAUGGGAUCCUUCUAAUGAAUCAUUAAACCUAAAGGCACAUAAAAGUAAGAGCACUGAGGAAGAACAAUACAAAGAUUAUAGGGAGUAUUUAAAUUUGUGUUCCAUCAUUGGCUCAUAUGCACAAAUGGACACCGGAAAGAAAGAACACAAAAUUACAGAGUAUGAUAAAUUUUUUGACUCUAAACAUAAACUCAUGAUAAAACGAAUGUGUAGUGGAGAAAAACCUUACCAAUGCAGAAAGUGUGGAAAAUGUUUCAGGGCCUAUUCAAGUCUCUAUAGGCAUCGGAGAACUCAUCCUGGAGAGAAACCCUAUAAACUUACCGAAUGCAAUAAGUCCAUUCUGUAUUUAUCACACCACAAAGUACAUUAUAAUAUCCAUUAUGGAGAAAAACCCUACAAAUGUAUAGAAUGUGGUAAGUGCUAUUAUCAUUCAUCAUUUGAAAAACAUUACAGAAUUCACUCUGAAGAGGAGUCUUACAAAUGUAAUGAUUGUAGAAAAUCCUUUAUCUGCUGCUUAGGUCUUAAAAGACACCAUAAAAUUCAUGGAGGAGAGAGGCCUUAUGAAUGUAAGCAAUGUAGUAAGUCCUUCUAUACAUCAUCACACCUUGAAAAUCAUUACAGAACCCACCGUAGAAAACUUCACAGAUGUAAUGAAUGUGGCAAAUCCCUUUCCUCCUCUUCAGGUCUUCAAAGACAUCAGAGAAUUCAUAGAGGAGAGAAAGCAUACAUAUGCGCUGAAUGUAACAAAUGCUUCAUCCAGAAAUCCCAACUUAAAACACAUCAAAGAAUUCAUACAGGAGAGAAAAGUUACAAAUGUAGUGAAUGUGAGAAAUCCUUUACUGUUGGCUCAUCUCUAAGAAUACAUCAAAGAAUUCAUACUGGAGAGAAACCUUACAAAUGCAGUGAAUGUCACAAGUGCUUCAUUCAGCAAGCCCACCUUAGAAGACAUCAGAAGAUUCAUACUGGAGAGAAACCUUACAAAUGCAGUGAAUGUGAGAAAUCCUUUACAGUAGGCUCGGAUCUUAGAAUGCAUCAAAAAAUUCAUACUGGAGAGAAACCUUACAAAUGUAGUGACUGUGAUAAAUGCUUUAUCCAGAAAGCAAAACUUAAAAAACAUCAAAGAAUUCACACAGGAGAGAAACCUUACAAAUGUAGUGAAUGUGACAAAUGCUUUACUGUUGUCUCAGAUCUUAGAACACAUCAGAAAAUUCAUACUGGUGAGAAACCUUACAAAUGCAGUGAAUGUGACAAGUGUUUUAUCAGGAAAGCCAACCUUAGGAGACAUCACAGAAUUCAUACAGGAGAAAAACCUUACAAAUGCAGUGACUGUGGCAAAUGCUUUAUCCAGAAAGCCAAUCUUAGAACUCAUGAGAGAAUUCAUACUGGAGAGAAACCUUACAAAUGUGAAUGUGGGAAAUCCUUUACAGUUGGCUCAGAUCUUAGAAAGCAUCAGAAAUGUCAUACUGGAGAAAAACCUUACAAAUGCAGUGAAUGUCACAAGUGUUUUAUCAGGAAAGCCCACCUAAGAAGACAUCAAAGAAUUCAUACUGGAGAGAAACCUUACAAGUGCAGUGACUGUGGCAAAUGCUUUAUCCAGAAAGCCAAUCUUAGAACACAUCAGAAAAUACACACAGGAGAGAAACCUUACAAAUGUAGUGAAUGUGACAAAUGCUUUAUCCAGAAAGAUCACCUAAGAACACAUCAGAGACUUCAUACAGGAGAGAAGCCUUACAAAUGUAGUGAAUGUGAAAAAUCCUUUACUGGUGGCUCAGUUCUUAGAAAACAUCAGAAAAUUCAUACUGCAAGAAGCCUUACUAAUGCAAUGAAUUUGACUAAUCCUUUAUCCAAGAAGCCUACCUUAGAACUCAUCAAAGAAUUUAUCCAGGAGAGUAGCCUUUUAAAUGCAAUGUAUAUAGCACAGUCUUUACCUGCCUCUCAUGUCUAAGAAAACAUCAGAAAAUUCAUAUAGAAAACAAAAGUUUCUAUAGUAAAUAGUGUGGCAUAUGCUUUAGACAAGCUCUGUAGUAAUAGACCACUACAGGUUUCACACUAGAGAAUCAUGAACAUGAGAGACUUGAGAACAGCUUUGAGUAAUGUUCAAAUGUUAGAGAAAAAAAAAAUCAAGACUGUAUACCGAGUGAAAAACGCUGCAAAUGUGACAUUUAUUAAAAUGUUUCUUUUUCAAACUCAAAUAUUUCACAAUGACAACAAAAUGGAGACGCCUGAAGAAAAAAUGUUCUGUUGUGUGGUAGGCUUUUUAAAAAAUUUUUAUUUAAAUUUUUAAAAAAAAAAAAAAAACUAAAACAUUUCAUCCUAUAAGGAAGCUGAAUAAGGCAGGAAAUAAACUCAAGACCUCUUCAGGCAGUACCUGAAACUGACAGGAUUUACUGUGCUUACUUUGAAGAAACUCAUAGCAGUCUUGCUGCUUAGAAGACAUUUUGAUGCAUUGAGCCAAUAAGAUAUGGUGCCCUUUAACCAGUAGAUAUGACUACAGGUGUGUAGUGUGCUCUGGGUAUCCAGUGUCAUAAACUGUAUUUCAUGCUGGCCUGAAGUUUCAUGGUACAACUGUCUUUUACUCCUAUAAGCAGCUCCAUUCUCGUAUUUAUGUAAGUAACCCCAAUAAAGCCCAUUGGUUAAACAAGAUGGAUUUCAGUGGCAAGCGUACUUGGUUUUGUUAUGAAUUCCUGUUUUAGCUGAGUGGGUACAUAUGAAUGUUGUUUCAAGCCAGGAAAAGUCUCUCAUACAACAUGUGCUGAACCCAUUAAUUUUUUCUCAAAACUUGUAUAGCAGAAAAUCAGUAUUAGAGAAAAAACAUGGAAGUUCUUUGUGAUUACUGUUCCAGGCUUACUACUAUGGUAGUACAUGAUCCCAUUAAAAAGACUCAACACAGACAGCAUGUAGAGGCUUAGGGAGCCUGAGAAAGAAGGCUACUCUCUUCCUUGUAUUCAUGAAGGAGAGUGAGAAGUCCUUGGUGAGACAAAUGAAAAUAUGGCUACAAACCUGUGUUACUGACAGACAACAUCUAAACUGAGCUAUUACCAUAUAUGACUCUGAGCUCAUGCUUAGACCCCAUGAUUCAGUCCAACUCCAAUGACCCUCAGAAUACCACUGUUCAUGAGAAAAUACAAAAAAAAAAGUUCUAUUCUCAUGUCCUGUUGUACUUUAGAAAUCCCACUCUACAAGCCUCAUCAAAUGAACUGAAUUCCUUUUGUUAAAUCCUUUAC
Molecule: messenger RNA, 3887 nt
Organism: Mus caroli (Ryukyu mouse)
Lineage: Eukaryota; Metazoa; Chordata; Mammalia; Rodentia; Muridae
Biological process (GO): regulation of DNA-templated transcription
Cellular component (GO): nucleus
Source: RefSeq, a predicted model, not a curated record